Molecule: messenger RNA, 690 nt
Organism: Peronospora farinosa
Lineage: Eukaryota; Oomycota; Peronosporomycetes; Peronosporales; Peronosporaceae
Source: the annotation of a GenBank genome assembly
AUGACACAUCAUGUGCUCGGGGAUAAAUUGGAUGUGCACACGGGUGGAGUGGAUCUGCGAUUUCCACACCACAACAAUGAGAUCGCACAGUGUGAAGCGCACAAUCAUGGAGUUCAAUGUGGGCAUGAUAAAGAGUGGUGCAAACAUUUUGUGCACUUUGGACACUUGUAUUUUCGCGGAAGGAAAAUGUCCAAGUCGCUGAAGAACUUUAUCUCGGUGAAGGAUUUCUUGGAAGAUGGGCACACAGCGGAUCAUUUUCGCCUAUUUUGUCUGCAGUUCAAAUACCGCACAAACUUGAUCUACUCGGAGGAUCGAAUACGAGAUGCAGUAGUAGUGGCAGAUCGUCUGAGAGCAGCAAUGCUGGCGAAACGCUGUGAGAAAAAAGACCUGGAAAUGUUGGACGCACUGUUCAUGACCCAAGCGCAGGUGGACGAAGUUUUAUUAGACGAUUUAGACACGCCACGUGCACUAUUACUUAUAUUGGAACUGGUAUCACGCGGAAACACAUACUUGUUGGCACACAGAGGCGAUACGGAGGCUCCAGAUGAGGUGCUGAUCGCAUUGACUGGUUACGUGCUUGAGGUGCUGGACCUCUUUGGACUGGAGGGACUUCAUGCCGAGUUUUCAGCCAUGAUGUGCCGUCGAUUCGCUCUUUCGGGUCACGAACAGCUGCAUGAAGUGAUAAUUUAG